Molecule: messenger RNA, 12037 nt
Organism: Porites evermanni
Lineage: Eukaryota; Metazoa; Cnidaria; Anthozoa; Scleractinia; Poritidae
Source: the annotation of a GenBank genome assembly
AUGGAAAGAGGCUAUAGCGGCCUGAGAAGAUCGUAAGUCCUUUGUGUCUCUGCUUGCCGACCUUCUGUGUAGAUUUUAGCUGACUUUUUGUGGAAUUUUGCAGGCGAAAACGUGCACACUCUACGAAGUGUCCUUGUUGCUACUCGUCCGAGGAGGAACAGGAAACUCAUGCAAGCGCUAAGAGAGAGGUAGGUUGAAUUGCGGCUUACUAAUUUGUUAAUACGCUAUCUGCGGUGAGAAACGAGAUACUUUGUAUCCCUCUCUGGUAGGAAUGUGUGAGUUGUUGGCCAGAACUCGGCAACAAGAGUUUUGUAAUUGGCGAUUUGUUGUUAAAGUCGUCCCCGGCGACCAUGUGACAAGCGCGGAAGCAAGGAAAAAUUGAAUGACUUUUCUGUAUUUUCGCGUAAAAUACCUUCUCAAAAAGAACAUAUCCAAUGCAAUUGGUGUUUUUUAUCGCACAGGCGGGGUUAUCACUCGGUAAAGACUUACAAAUUCAUUUUAAUAGGUGGAAAAGUUAUGUUCGUAGUAGUUUCUGCAACAAGCUAGUUUCAGCGUGCAAGGGAUGUGACGAUGUGUCGCGCUCAUACUUUGACCACGUUUGUUAACUAUCUACGCUUAUUUGAUGAUUCUAAGGUUCAUCUCUUUUUGAAAUUGUAAGGAUUCGUUUACUUGUUCCAUUUCUGAAUGCGUUAAAUUGUUGGAAAUCUGAUUUUAUAUUAUCGUGAGGGCUCUUAGUUGAUCGUAUACAAUCUCUCUGUCGAUCUGUACUUGUGCAUUUCUUCGUUUUCGGGUUGAGCAAAAUAAGCUUAUAUUCGACUAGUAAAUUUCAAGAAGUCCUGUGAUGAUUUGAUCUCGUUAAUCUCUUUUCUUGAUUUACAGUGAUUUCAAUAGGCUUCCCCAGAUUUUUCAAUGAUGUACAUUGUACAACAAAUUAUUGUGCUCGUAAUUCCGAUGCGAGGCAUACGACAUAUUCCUUGGCCCGGACAGAAAUUAAAUGCUGCCAAUAGGUUAAUCUUCUUGACGUAUCUGGUCUAAUUUUAAAUGGCACGUCAUUUCAUCGGUAUCCGAACUGAAGAACUCUCGAAGCUUUUUCCAUGCGAGUCGCAUUUUAAAAGUGCUCGGGCAUCAUCGAUUUUUGUUAUUGUUGUUGUUGUUGUUCAAAUACACAGUUAUUAUGUAAGGUUGUCUGGCCGGUGUGUACGGGAUAUCUCUUCGUGUAGACACUGUAUUGCUAGAAAAGAUCCCUUUAUUUCAUUUAAUUUUGCGCUUGAUAGCAUUAUUUUCUAACGAAACUGUAUAGGUACUAUGAAAGUUAUCUCUUCUUUUCUGUAUGUGUUUUCGGAAUCUGGCAGAAAAUAUCAUUUUAUAAAAUAAUGUUGUCUACUUUUAUUUUAUUCUUGCCAAGCGACGUACACUUGACUUGUGUUUCUAAGCUUUCGAUUUUAUUUCUCCCUAGGACAUUUAAAACUGUUUUAAUAAAUUACCGUCAGGUUUUUUCAUUAAGUAUGUGCUCCUUUAUUGACACCAAAGCUACAUUUUCUUUUUAAUUGAUAGUUCAGAAAGAAGUCGUAGUGUAUAUGUAGAAGGGCAAAAAUAGUGCAAUUUCUGUGAAAUAUGUUUUUUUUUUCAUUUUGUGCCAUUUACACAAGAGUCCUCUAUACAUGAUCAGAGGUGCUUUGUCAUCAAUGUCUGAUUUUUUGCUUCCAAUUCUUGCAAUUGUAACGUAAUUGUAGAUUUGAUUUUUCUUUUUAAUAAAUGUGACUCAUGAACCACAUACUAAAUUAUUAUGUCUAAUUUUGUACGUUUUUGUGAUGUUGUGGUAAUACACUUCUGCUGCUUUUUGCACUCUGUGGUCUCUGAUUAUAUUGAGUAGUUUCUGAAAAUCUCCAUACUUUCCCACAUAAUCUGACCCUAGUUAGUAAUGUCUGCAAUGCAGCUCCAAAAUCCUCAGGGCUCAAAGUUUAAAUUUGAGUUUGGGAGCACUUGUACUACCAGAUGUAUACUUUCAGGCGCACUGCUGAAAUUUUAGGUGUGCAGCUGAAAAUUUUAGGAGCACAGCUUAUACUGUUGGGAGCAUCCAUCUUUAAAAAAGGAAGCUUAACAGUGCCUUGUGUAUAUGUCAUCUUCAGUUUGUUACUUUUAUUUCAGUACCGUGAUUGACCAUUGUGAUUUUUAAUACUUAUUUCUCUUUUUGACAAUACAGUUGUGACUAAAGAAAACUUACACUUGAAAAAAGUUCAAAACUGACAACAAAGAGUAUGUCAAACGAGAAAGAAAGUUAAUCUUUAAUGAAUUUGUGAAAGGGGAAAUGACUUACAUGUAACUGGGAUACGACUUAAAAACUAUCUUAGUUGGAAAAAAAAGGCCCUUAAUCCACACUGUUUUUGUUUUGUUUUGGUAUUUCUGCAUUACUUUUACUAUCAUUGCUGAAAUCUACUGUUUAACGUCGUACUGGUUAGAGUAUGUAAUUAUGGUCAAGUUAGGAAGUAGGGGAAGCAAGUCAGUCACACUGUGCUUUGGGUCUUGUGGCACAACCAAAAAUCCAGUCGCAUAUGCAACCAGUUAGGCGUUAACUUUGAGCCCUUAUCCUUAUUCUUGGCCCCCAACAAACUCUACGAAUUACAGGAAAUGCAUUUUGAAUUUUCCUUCAACCUAACUGGCAAAUUUACUGUGGGUUUUUACAGUGUGACUGCUUUAAGUUGGUUGUGGGCCAAUCAGCAGCUCUUAAAAACAGUAAGUUACUCAAAGCACAAAAUUAAAAAACUGAUAGCAAACAUUUUUCAAGAAUGCAAAAUGUUUCACCAGACAAUGUUUUUCAAUGUGAAACUUUACAUAUAACACCCAGGACACAUAUUUGUUUGACACAAGCUGUUAUUUUGUCAUUUAACAACAAUUUCUUCGCUACGAUUGCUGUGCUCUGCAUGAACAUGCAAACUCAAGUCAAAAAUAUAACCAAUGUUUACAUUUUUUGACUCCACAACUCACUCUAACAGACCCCUCAUGAAACAUGGGCUUUCUUCAGUGGGUUCAAAAGGUCACGUGUGUAAGUUGUAAUUAAUUAAUUUCAAUCCAUUUUGUAUAUUUUGUUUUGUGGUGAUUAGGAUUGACAACUAACACUCUCAAAAUGUAUUGUUAUUUUCCUGUAAGCCGAUUGGUCAAUUUGGUCUAGGUGGCCCCAGAUAUACAGUGUAGUAGUCACACUGUAAUAGGCCAAUCAUGGCUUGUACUCAAAUCCUGAUACACAGGUGGGGGCUGAGAACAAAGAUUUCAGUGCUGUUCGAAGACAGACGUAACCAGAAGUUUUUUCUGUCUCUAACGUAGGCUACCACAAAAGGGACCUGGGGGGGGAGGGGGGGGGUAAUAUAAUUUGGAAUUUCCAUUGGGGCUUGCUGGGGAAGAUCCUUAAAAAAAUCCCCUUUGUGGGAAUAGUAAGUAUAUUUUCUGGAACUUCUCAUUUCUUUUCAUUUCUAUAAUUUGUACAACAUUUUGCACGAGAUGUUUCCUUAAAAGAUACUCAUAGGUCAAGAGAGUUAUAUUUCCUUGAUUUUAUGAGAAGUUAAAACAACUUUUGUAACUUAUUGCAGGGUCUAAAAGUGACCAGUGGUUUGUUUUAAGAGUCCCUGUGCUAUUGUUAUACCAUUAAGUGACACUAGUUAAUAUUUCACAGAAAAUAUAAGGAGACUUUCUUGUUCCUGAAAAAGUGAGAUGUUUCAGCCCAAACUUACAUGAUCUGCUCAUGGUCACACAAAAAAGUGUAUUAUUUUAUAUAUAAUGGAUGUCAAACAGGGUCAAAAAAGUCCUCUCUGCAUAGCCAUCCAAAACAAAUAGGUUUUCUCAUUGGGCAAGCUGGGUAACUUUUUAUGCCCACUUGCCCAGGCAAUUUGUCUUCGAACUUUGCUAUGGCCCUGGACAAGAAAAAUUUUGUAACUGAAUUUCAAAUUAUUUUCUUCAACCCUUUUUGCUAUUUGCCUUGGAAGGUCUCAAAGCUGAUAAAGUAGGUGGUCAUUAAAGACCACUCUAAUAAACAAUCAACUGGAAAUCAUGGCAUUGUAAUAUUCUUAAUGGUGAUUAUAAUAAUAUAAUAAUAUAAUAUUAUUGCAGAAAGUAAAAGAUCAUGGCAGUCAGAACAAUGGAAAAAGAACAAGCAAGUACGUUGAAAAGGGAAUUGAAUAAAAUCAUUGGGAAUUACUAAUUCUAAGAGUUUAUGAAACCUGCCCAGGACAUUUUUUUACACUAAAUCCUUAGCAGCAAAAUGUGGAAGAAACAUCCCAGGACUGUUGUAGUGGAAAGUCAUGAAAAAAUGUUAGAGUAUUGCUCUGUUUGAGGCCCUGUCCACAUGUGUCAGGUAUUUUUAAAUUCGCCCUUUUUUCUUUGUGGAUUUUGCUGAUGUCAGGCCACACCUAUCCAGUAAAUCUGGCGUAUGAAUCCACAGCUUUUUUAAUCCACUCUCCAGUGAGGAAAUUUUUGAAUAUGUUCUGUAUCCAGCAUGGUGUGGGUGCUAAAUCCAGAUAUUUUUUAUCUAGUGACUUAAUGAAAUCAAGCCCAGUUCUUUUCUGUGAAUACUCAAGAUUGCUGCCGAGUGGAAUGUUAUCACUUCUUUAAUUCUUGGACUUAUUUCAAGUUUUUUAAUGUGUCUGCAGUUAUAUUGAAGGGGUUGAUGCAUUCAAGUGAAUAGGAUUGCAUUAGUGAUUUUGAUACAAUACUUUUGUGCCAAUAAUCCCACAAAGGACAGCUUACAUAAGGGUUGGGGCAUAAGGAGAUGAUUGACACUUCAGAGCAAUUAGCAAUAUUGCAUUCUGUAAAUGACUGGUCUUAAUUUUUCCUCUAGGAGAAAAAGGAGGCUUUCCUGUGAUGAUGGUAAUAACAAUGAAGAUGAUGCAAGCAAAGAUGCCACAGACCCAGCUGAAGAUCUUCAUGGAGCACAAAAGACCAAAACACCCAACAGGAAAAAUCUAUUACACAAGCCCAAGAAAAGCAGAGAAAAGGUCAAAACUGUUUCUUCAAGACAGGAAUCUAGUAUUAGUACAUUAAAUGGUGUCAAGUUAGAGGCAAAAAGUAAGGAAGGUGGAAAAAAUGGACAGGCUACUGUGAAAAAUAAAAAUAAAACUGGUCUAUCUGUGCUUCAAAGUAGAGAUGAAAGCAUUGCAAAAACAGAAAAUUUGAAGAAGAAAUCAUCAACUCAAAUUCAGUCAAAGCCCAAAAAGUCAGAAAAGAAGAAUGCAAAAUGGAAAUGUAAAGCAGGCAGUGAAGAGCUCAACAAAAGUGAAGAGGAACCUCAGGAAAAAUGUUUGAAUGGUAUGAAAAAAUCCAGUAAGGUGAAGUCUGCAGCUUCCUCUGCCAGUGAUGGAGCACAGUUACAAAGCAAUGAUGUUGAAGAAGUCAAAAAGUCACUUAGUAAUAACAUAACAAAGCCUGGUACUAAACUCAACAAGGUGGAAAUCAAGAAACAAAACAAUACAAGGAGUAAAAACAGUAAAUCAAAUGAUGUUCAAAGUGGAUCUUCCUUUGAUGGAAGUAAAAGGAGUUUGGUUCUUGGGAGCAAAAAGCAACCUAAUAGUUUGAACAAAAACAGUGGAAAUGUUGCGAAUAGAAAAGUUGAAGUGUUCGAUCAUUUAUUUUGUGAGCUAAAAAAGUGUCCAGGACAUAGCAAAGUGACAGUUUCAUCUGCUGCGGAAUUGCUUCUUAGACUUACAGCUGAUAAGUUGAAAAGCUUGCUCCAUGCUUCAACAUCUAAGAAGCUUCAGUCAGGUACAGUUGAUGAUAAUCUGAAGAAAUCAUCGCCAGCAAAAGCCCAGUCUACGGUCUCAUUAAGUAGACCCAAGAGGCAACGCACUGAGUCUGAGAAGUCUUUAUCACAGUCACCUGAAGUUAGCAGUCGGAGUUUCCUCUCAUCUCCAAGUAAGAGUGCUUCCGGGCAAGCUGAAAAAGUCAAACUAUCCCAGGCAGCAGAAGCACUGGUAAGCUUCCGUGCCAAUCCCACUAUUCUGCGUCAGGAAAGGGCAGAGGUUGAUCUUCGGCUACCAAUUCCAGCUGUGAAAGUCACUGCCACAAAGAGUUUAGAAAAGAAAUCAAGUUCUCCCAGUAAGGAGAUAGGUUGUACCCCCUUGGAUAGAACUGCUGAUUCAUCAAUGCAUGUUUUGACAACCACAAAUGAACCGAAAGCAUCACAAAGUUCUGUAAAUGCUAUUACUACUACUUCUCAGAGUCAAGCUACAACACAGUUGUCUUUAAGUCCUGCUAUACACGGAACUCUUCAACAGACUUUUGGAUUUCCUAGUAUUGAUACAAAUCUCCAGCAAGUAGCAACUGUGCAGCAAAACCUGAUGAAUCUGAGUCAGUUAACAUCACAGUUGAAUCCAGUUUCUGCAGUCCCAGUACCUUUGACUCCAAAAGCAAGAGUACAUGGGGCAGAGAAAUCUCGACUGAUGAAUCAAACAGGGAUGCAGAAUGUUCAGGCGUUGUUCUGUCAGCCGACUCAGCCUCCAAAUAUCCAGACAUCAGUAGCUAUCCAGACCCCAGUCACCACCUUAACAGCGGGUGGCAGUAACCAACAGUUGCAGCCACAACAGCCUCUCAAAGGAAUGGAAGAUGUGGUGAGCUGUGUUGGGUCACGAUCAACUACUAAUAUGUUGUGGAAUAUUAAGCCUGCGACUCCCCCUGUUGUGUACCUGACCAGUCCACAGAGCCUUAGUGGGGUAAGAGCCAGGCACAUUAUACCCCAAAAUGAAGGGCACAGACCUCUACCUUUCACUACAGGCAUGGCAAAGGUUCACACUGCUGGUAUGCCAAAAGCACCUCUGAACUCAGUAAGUACGUGUGGAGUAAUGACACUCGGAAAAGUAACAGUAGUGAAUCAGGCUGCUUCACUUCCAACAACACAGGCUGUAAACAUGACUUGUCAGCGACCAAUACUUCCGCGUGAGCAGAGGUUGCCUUCGCUUUUUACUAGUAUGCAACAAGGUGCUUCGCAGCUUCCGGUUACCACAAUUAGCGGGCAGAUUUCCCACAGCUUUCCACCAGUCUGUAUUGGGAGCAUGCCAGUACCGUUUGGUGGGAUACAUGUGACCUCUGCUCUGACUUCUCUCAGUAAUGUUAUGACACAGGCUCCAAUCUCACAAUACCCUCCUAUUGAAGUGCCUGUAAUGCAAACACCAGUUGUUACAACAGGACAAAUCACUGCCACAACUUCACCUGUCAAUGCUAAGCAAGCUGUGAAGAAGUUUGUUCAUCAGAGAACAAAAUCUGCAGAAUUGAGAAGGUCAGAAAGUCUGACAAACAUAUUUUCAAAUGAGCCUAUAGCAUCACCUACUCUUGCUGAACAACCCGAGGUUAGCAUAGCUUCUUCUUGUUCUUCCCAGAGUGAACAGGCCCAGGUACAACAAGAAAAUAAAAGCACUUCAAUUACGUCCGAGUUCAAUGUGCAGCAGGCAGCCUCAGCCCUUCUAAGUAUCAGUUCACAAGAUGGUCUUGAUACUGUUGAUACAUCACAGCCUGGGGGAGGGGAGGGAGAGGACUCCUUGGACGAACAUGAUGACGAAGUUGUAUUUACCAGUAAGGGUGUAUUCCGUGUUGGAGAUGUCGAUGUCGAUCCAAAGUACAACAGAAUUGGCAUAGGUAGGAGUUAUAAACAUGAGUUCAUUCUACACAUUUUCUUUACAAUGUUUGUGCAGACAUUUUUUAACUAAAUCCCCCCAAAAAAACAUUCAAAGAAAAUCAAAACUGAAGUAAUCCAGGUUACUUCUCAAGAUUUGCUACCUUUAAGGGAGCCAUUUUCUUGUGGAAUUGAGGAAAAAGGACUGUUAAGUUGUAGUUUAUCAUAAUCAGCAGGUCAUUUCACACAAAAUGGCACCCUAUUCUACUUUGUCGUACUUGAAGGAAAAUGCAAUGCUUUCCAUUGGGUUCAUUCAUAAAUUGUGCCAUAAAGAUCUAUUUCUUUUUUUUUUUUUUUUUUUGGGGGUUUAUCCUUGGGGAAAUGGGGAAAAAUUUUCCCCCCUCUUAUCCACCUUCCCCCCCCCAAAAAAAGGGUGGCCCCCCACACGGGUUGCCCCAAAAGGAGAGGCACCAUGUGGUAUAAAGUUUUCCCGGACCCCUAUAUAUGGGGAGCACACCCAUAAAGAAAAAAGAAGUGUUAGUUUUAUUUUAACAUAAAUAAGAGGUUUAUUUAAAAAAAAAGGGAACCUUUUUUUUGUUUUUUUAAUUUAAAGAAAAUUCAAUUUUUUUCAUUUGUGUUCUUUAAAAAAUGUUCCAAAAAGAUCUUUUUUUUUUUUUUUUUUUUUUUUAGAGGGUUAUACCUGUGGCAAAUGUGGAAAAAUCUUCACCUCUCUUAGCUACCUUGCACGCCACAUAAAACGGGUGUGCCCCGACAUGAGUUGCCGCAAAUGGAGAUGCACCAUGUGUGAUAAAGCUUUCCGGCAUCCAUUUGGUCUCCAGCAACAUAUUUAUACCCACACGGGGGAAAGACCUCACAAAUGUUCUCAGUGUCCUAAAGCAUUCUACAGUUCAAAUGAUUUAAGAAGACACAGCAGAAUACACUCUGGUAAGCUAAGCAAAGAUAGCCAUUAGAUUUGUGCCUCAUGGAGGCACAAAAUCUACAAGAAUAGCAAAGAAGAAUUAUCUUUCUGCCACCAAGCUGUGUUGCUUUGGCUAAUAAUUUCAAACAACACAUAAUUCUCUUUAAUUUGUUUGAUUCUGUCCCACUGUGAUCCAAGUGUUUGGCUUUUUUAGGGGGUUAGCAGGGAAUAGAAUAGUGCAGGCGGGGAGGGGUUGGAAGAUGCUGAAGGCUCCCUCCCCUGUUCGUUUGAAUUAUUUAAAUGAAUUAAUACCAAAUUCUCAGAAGACAAGGUUUUUCCUCUCUAUAAGAAAAUAAGAGAAUACAGAGUUUACUGAUGUUUCCUAUUGAUGCAAAUUCAAAUAAUAAGAGUUGCUACCAAAUUGAGUAAAACAAAAGAAUAACAGCUCAAAACAUUACAAUAAGGCCUAAGUAACAGCACAGCACAGGGUGGGGGGGAGCUACUUCCCAUACAUUCUCUUAAAUGAAAUCCAAAUGAUGUUCUCACAACUUGCAAAGCAAUCAUCAAAGGUCUUGACAGCAAAUACAAAAGAAGGCAUGGAUGGAUGAACUUUGGAUAAAAUUAAAACGGAUUGCAAUUGCCAUUUUAUUUUGAAAACUUGUUAACCUAACAGUUUUUUCAAAUAUCAUUCUUGUUCAGUAACUUUUGACAUAAUGCAUUGAGAGUGAUGUUUGUUUGAUACGAAGUUGUGAUUUUGUCUUUUACAAGUAGAUGUUCUACUUAUGACAAGUUCCUCAGCAAAUAAACAGGGCUGUUAUAGGCAAAUUAUUAACCCAAUGAACUAGACAGCCACAACACACCCCCUUUAACCCUGGAGUUUAAUCUCAUUGUCCCAUAAUAUCAAAGCACUUAAACUACUGAUGGCAUCUCUGAGUCACCAUCAGCAAAUACUGACUUUAAUGUUGUCACCUUACUUGUUUAUAUUUUAUUCAUUCACAUGACAAAUUUCAUGUUGCAUAAAAAUCAAUUUUGUAAAAUUUGUCCAAAAAAAUUGACCAUUUGUUUUCUUUGUUUUAACUUUUAUUUCUAGUUAUUGAUUGCUAGAAGUUUUUUAUAUCUCCUUUCACCUAAGGAGGGCCUUACACUCAUGUUAGUCCCAUUUUUUUUAAACCUCAUUAUAGGGGAACGUCCGUACCACUGUAAACAUUGUGACAAGAGUUUUGCCACCACAAUAUCUUUGAAGACUCAUACUUACAUUCAUACUGGAGAAAAGCCACAUAAGUGUCCUCACUGUCCAAAGACAUUUGCGACUUCAAGUAAACUGGGGCGACACAUUGUGACCCACUCUGAGCAGCGACCUUUUGCCUGUGAACACUGUCCUAAAUCUUUCAACAGAUCAGGUAAGACAUUCUGUUCAUAGAGGAUAUGACAUGAUAACACGGAGCUAAAAAAUUUAUCUUUGAGUGUUGAAAAAUGUUUGUAAAUGUGUUUGCAGCCAUCAAGUGAAAUACUUUUGAACCUGAGAAGAGAAUUUAAUAUCUCCAAGUGGCCAUGUAAAAAGGUUCUAUUAAUGUUGUUAUUAAAACACCAAUGACAUAUCAUACCGUUUCACUUUUUUUUUUGCUUUGAAAGGGCCAGUUUAUCAUGUCAGGGAAAAGUUAGGGAAUUUCACUUUAAGUCAGGGAAAAGUUAAAUGUUUGAAAGAAGUCAGGGAAAAGUGAAAGUUUAGGAGUACAUAUUAAAUAUGUACUCCCAAACUUUCACGUUUCCCUGACUUCUUUCAAACUUCUACUUUUACUGUUUUCUAACAUUAAAUUUUCUUGUGCAUAAUUUUUACAGACAUGAAUUGUCUUGUAUUGGCAGAGUAUUGUUUAUGAAAUUGAAUGACAAGCCUAUGUUGGCUUUUCAAGAACGUCCAUUUUUUUGCACGUUAUAUAAAUAAACUGUCAAUUCGUUUACUGAUGGGGGUUUCAUUUCGAGCCAGACACUGGACACAAUGUCUGGUUGUCUGACAUGUAACAUCUGGUAGUUCACACCCAAAAUAGUAAUUUUUUGAAGUGUGAAAAUCUUUUUCUUUCAUUAUUAAUAAAGUGAAAAAAGAACAACUGCAAACCGACAAUUAUAAUUGCCAAAUCAAACAGUUUUUGUGAGCAUUUUUUAAUGCCUUGAAGUACCUUCCCGGAAAACCAAUUCCACUCCAGAGAAUGCAGGAAAUUAUAUUUUAGAGAGUCCAGUUAUAAAAGUUAAAAUGCAUGCCCCCCAGAUCCCCCUAGAAGUUUUUGACCCUGGCACAUUUCUCCUGCGGCAUGAGUCUGCCAGCUAAACCUCUGCAUCCGGUACUUCCAAAUGCAACUGAAAACCCUGAUGUACACUGCACCUGACUUGCUGAAAGCAUAAAUAAAUAGGUGGAGGAGAUGGCUGUGAGGGGAGGGUUGAGUCCAUUGUCAGGUCUGAUGUGUGAAAUUGUUAAUUCAGUUGGUCAGGGAAAUUUUACAUUUGUCAGGAAAAAGUCAGGGAAUUUCAGAAACCCCUGGCUGUGGCAACCAUGAUAGGGAAACCAAGCCAGUUGCCUUGGGGUAAAAUUCUGAAUUGUGUCAUGUUUGCCUUUCUGGAAAGAACUGUCCUUGGCAAAUCAAUUGGCAAUAUAGUAAUAUUCACAUGUAGAUUUAAUUUAUGUAAAUUAGUCUAGGAUAUUUUGUUUUUAUAGCGCUUAGCAUUUAAAUGGAUAAGUACUAUAUAAUCAUUUUCAUAUUAUUAUAAUACAUUUGAAAAAGUGUACAGCGACUAAGGCAGCUAUAAAUUAUUUGUUAUUUCUGAUGGUGCCUCCGAAGGAUUUUGGUCUGGCUAUAGGUCCUGUCAAAAGCAGCCAUAGGUACAUGUGUAAUUAAUAGCUGUAAAUAGUUUUGGUGCUUAAAUGUACUGUGGAAGCCAGAUUUUUUGAACCAUGAGGGAAAAAGUUGGUUCUAUUAAUUGGGAGGUUCAAAAAAUGGGGUGCGUGAGUAUGAAGGGAAGAAUUAUUGGGAGAUUUGAGAAACAAAGGAGUUUUUUAUAUACAAGGACUUUCAAACUUUACUGAAACAUUUCUGUGUGUUACCAUUGAUGCAAAACAUAUUGUAUAUGGCUUCUCCUAAUUAUAUGACAGUGUCACUUAACUCUUUCCUUUACUCACAUCUUUAAAGGAGAAAUCUUUUCUCUUUUUAGGUGACUUGCGUCGGCACAAUAUGCAUGUGCAUGAUUCCCGUGACAAACCAGUAGACUUUGAAGACUGUGGCGCACCACUUAACACUACAGGCAAUGUUACUGUUCCCAGCGAUGGUACCAAAGAUCAGGACAGUAUCACUGGACAAGCGUAUCAAUGUUCAGUAUGUGCGGAGGUGUUCGAUACAUCUAGUAAACUGAGGGACCAUGUAACAUGCCACAGUAACUUGGUGUCCACUGUACCACACCAUUCUUUGGACCAAAAGUCCAGUGAAGACGUGGAUCAGCUAGAUGAGAGCACAGAGUCAGGGAGUAUAGACAGUAAUUAA